Cydia splendana is the source of this 913-nucleotide messenger RNA. RefSeq names its product lactoylglutathione lyase (gene Glo1). Gene Ontology annotation, molecular function: lactoylglutathione lyase activity; metal ion binding. Lineage: Eukaryota; Metazoa; Arthropoda; Insecta; Lepidoptera; Tortricidae. The record is from RefSeq and is a predicted model, not a curated record. The coding region runs from base 22 to 618 and encodes 198 amino acids. The transcript has 5 exons.
CUGUCAAAGCGGCUCAAGUCAAUGGUCGUGUUAUCAAUUCGCUUAUCGAGUUUCUUUUCUAGAACUUGCACGUAUAGACCUUAUCUCAAUAACUACAGGACCAUGGCUCAAGGUUUGACUAACGAAGAGGUCGAGGCCCUCUGUGUGAAGCCUCAUGAAGGAACUAAGGACUUCAUGUUCCAACAAACCAUGUACCGCAUCAAGGAUCCCCGCAAGUCACUCCCGUUCUACACCGGCGUGCUCGGGAUGACCCUCCUCAAGAAACUGGACUUCCCUGCUAUGAAGUUCUCUCUGUACUUCAUGGGUUAUGAGAACCUGGCAGAUGUGCCGCAGGACGAGGCAAAGAGGCUGACUUGGGCUACAACGAGGAAAGCUACGCUGGAGCUGACACACAACUGGGGCACCGAGAGCGACGAUUCGAGCUACCACAACGGCAACAGUGAGCCGCGUGGCUACGGGCACAUCGGUAUAUUGGUGCCUGAUGUAGAGGCGGCCUGUGCUAAAUUCGAGGAGCAAGGAGUGAAGUUCAUCAAGCGACCGCAGGACGGGACCAUGAAAGGCCUGGCCUUCAUUCAGGACCCUGACGGCUACUGGAUCGAGAUCUUCAAGGCCAUGUAAAAAUCCUUAUGGAGCAUCCCACGAGAACGUCGCUUACGAAAUGAUUCUGUCUUGUUGUAAAUACCUCAAUCAAAUGCAUAAACAUCGAGAAUAUACUGAUAUUUGUUAACUAAGUCAUGGAAUAUUACAAUACCAAAUAUCGCUUUCUCAUUAUUUUCAGAUGUAUAAAAGAAUGGCAUUUUGUAAGCGACAUUCUCGUGAUACAUCUUUUAUUUGUAUAUACCCUUAUCAUAAUCAUGAGGAUUAUGGAUCAUAGUGGAAUUUAGAAUUAGAUAAGGAAUAUUCAGCUUAUUCC